AUCUUUCAAAUCAGCACCAACAAUUGGCAGCGUCAGGGCGAGUUUGCCCCGGGCAGUGGCAUUCUUCAUGCCUCUUUCCAUCAGACCAUGAAUAGUAUCUCGACAUCCCGACUGCCACGUGAGUUUCAACGCCGGCAAAACUCAUGUAGAACUUCAGCCCUCUUCGGCUCACCAGGACCCGGAGCCUUGUGGCGCAAUGCACGAUCAGUGCAGUGGGGCGCAUGGGCUGAGGCGUGGGCGCGGUGACCAACUCACAGGGACUGGCGUGGUUCACAGCAUUCUCUCCAGCUCCACUUUGUUGGGUGCAGAGGCUUAUCCUCUUCCAAACUUCUUGAAAGACUUCGAAGCAGCGAAGAAAGAGGCCGCUGAAGCCCGCGCCGCGCGCGGCGAAGCCAGUGGCGGCGAGAGUUUGUCGGCGCUGGGCUGUCGCCCGAGGAACACCUCGAGGCAGUCCGAGCGAGCUUGCGAGGCCUUGCACGCGAGGUCAUUGAUUCCGCCGAGGAAGAGCCGACCACGCCCUGACUCCUUUGAUGGGCUUUGGGGCCACAGAUUGGCGGCCAAGACCAUAGCAAAAACCUGA
Cladocopium goreaui is the source of this 580-nucleotide messenger RNA. Lineage: Eukaryota; Dinophyceae; Suessiales; Symbiodiniaceae. The record is from the annotation of a GenBank genome assembly.